ACGAUCCUGCCCGUGAGCAAUCUCCCAACUCAUCUCUGCAGAGCUUUUCGCUAUUUCAAUCUUUUCCUGGGAACGUUUGACUCAACACCAGAAGUUACUGAAACAAUGUCCAUUCAAAUAUCACCUGCUCUUCAUACACCUCUUACGGAUCUAGGUGGUGGGAUGAUACACGCUCAAAAUGGUUCAUGUGCCAUAUUUGAACAAAAUGUGCUCAGGUGCUUUGACGCUUAUGGGUUUAAACUCGCACCAAAAAAAUGUCCAGAUAUGUUUGAUGAUUUACAUGAAUGCAUUUAUAAAGGUAAACAGUUACGACGAAUAGAGUUAAUGACAAAAGAACGAAAUCGACAAAUUAAAGGAGGCGAACUUCAGGGUUCUGAUAAAUAUAUUCCUAGUAUUGGGAUAGACGGACUUUAAUCUGUUUUAAGUAAUCGUCAGGUACAAUUUGUGAAUUAGAAUAUCGAUGUACCUUUUAGAGGAUCAGUAAAGUACUUUGAACUUA
Orussus abietinus is the source of this 499-nucleotide messenger RNA. RefSeq lists its product as uncharacterized. The coding region runs from base 106 to 414 and encodes 102 amino acids. NCBI's taxonomy places the organism in Eukaryota, Metazoa, Arthropoda, Insecta, Hymenoptera, Orussidae. The transcript is spliced from 3 exons. The record is from RefSeq and is a predicted model, not a curated record.